Molecule: messenger RNA, 2013 nt
Organism: Symbiodinium natans
Lineage: Eukaryota; Dinophyceae; Suessiales; Symbiodiniaceae
Source: the annotation of a GenBank genome assembly
AUGAACCGGUGCUUCAUCCAGCAACACUUUCGCGAGGAGCACUGCGAGGCUGGCCACCUGCAGAUUGACACUGUGCUCAGGCCCCCUUUGUGUCGCAAAGCAAGCAAUUUCCUCAGCUUGGAUACCGUCCAUGGUGCUGUGCCGCAGCGGCGCGCGCUGCGCACAGAAGGGUUCAGCGGAUGGUUCCCGAACCCGGAUGAGAAGCGGGUCAAUCCUCCCGAGGGGCAGGAGGCCAUGGCCAUCCAGGAGGCAGAGCAGGAGGAGGAGCAUGAAGAAGACCCUCUUUCCGAAGCUUUGCAAAAUGCUGGUGAUGCAGUCAGUGCAGAUGCCGAGAAGUCGCUGGAAAAGAUAAAGGCCGAUGCCGCAAACUCGUUGGAGGCAAGCAAGGACGAUGGUGCUGGGAAAGCAGCCGUUGAAGCUGCCAAGGAGCAAGAGGACACGGGUGAUCCCCCAGAUGUGGAUGACGAGCUGCCCGGUCCCUUCUAUACGCGAGCUUGGUUCUUGGGAUUGGUGCUGAUGGCCUUUGUCGGAGUAACCUCCUACACGGUUUGGCAGGUCAGCCGGCUCGCCUCAGACCCAAAAGGCUCUGAGGAGGACGAGGUUGAAAGGACAUAUGCACAUGAUCCCAGAGCACCAGUACCUACCGAUGGCAAAGGUGCAAAGGGCAAGGGAACGGGUGCUCAGGCACAUUUCGUGCACAAGGCUAUGAUUCUGAGAAUGCUCACAGCUGCCUUGUCUAAGGAAGCUGAGGCCGUGAAGAGCGUGAUUUUCAAAUCGAUUGGCCUGCUCCAAAGUGAGCACCGUUUGGUCUUGCCAAUCUGUGGCCAUCGUCUGGCGCAGACUGCUGCAGACAAGAAAAAGUUCCAGCUGCAGAUCGUGCAGCAAAUACAGCAGCUGGCGGUGCAGCAACAGCAACAGCAGGCAAUGCACCAGUGGCUGUUGCAGCAGGUUUUAGCGCAGCAGCAGGAGCAGAAAGCCUUGCUUCAGCAACGUGCUGUGCCAGCUUCCCCCACGGAAGGCGAAAGCAUUGAAAGCAUGCCAGCUACUAAAGGGUCCAAGACGCUGAGCACCGCGCCCUGCACGCCGUGCGCGCAAUGGCCGCAGGUGCAAAUUCCCCCGCCCAGUGGCCGGCAUCCUGCAGUGCAGCAAAACAACUUGCUGCAGUUGCCUCCCUUGCUGCACAGCCUACCCAUCCGGACUUCUGGGAAUCGAACGUCUCCGGUGAAGACCCAGGAGAAGGGCCGCCCGCCCAUGGAGCCGCCGAGCGAGGAAGCCGAGGACGAGGCAGCUUCAGAGGAGAAGCGCGAGGAAGCAGAAAGGUCCGAGACCACCGUGGCGCCAGAAGCAUGUCCUGAGGUUCAGGCUGAAGCCAGUGAUGCUUCGCCCGAGGCUAAGGCGGAUCUGGAGCCUCAAAGCACUCCGACGCAGGAGGAGUCCAAGGUGCCGGAACAUCAAGAAAGCAGCACAAAGAAUGCUGAGGAAAAGAGCUCCGCGGCCACUAUCGCGGAGGCGGAAUGCGUGACAGAGGCGCCUAAGGAGGGGAAGAAGGAGUGUGAAACACAUGACCCGCUUGAAGCGCCGACGGGGCCAGGCAGGCCUAGGCACGCGGGCGAAGAACCACACACCUCUUACAACUCUUACAAACACAAACAGGUAAGACGGCGGCCCCAGCGGUCUGCAUGCGCAGAGACCGCACAGUGGCAACCAGUCCGAAGGGGCAAAGCUGGGCCAAGACAUAGCGAGCCUUGUGAGCCCGAGGAGUCCCCAGAGCCAGAGCAGAAAGAGCAGAAGGGAUGGCAGCAAGCCCAGCCAGCGCAGCCAGCGCAGCCAGCGCGGCAAGCGCAGCCAGCGCAGCAGGAGCAGCCGGAGCAGCAGGCGCAGCAAGCGCAGAGCUGGAAGCGCCCAGGCAAGAUGAGCAUGAGGAGCAGUGGUGCUAAAAGCAAGAACGGCAGCAGCACAGCGCCCAGUACUGGAUUAAGAUGGAGGCCUACUGUGCCUCACUCGGACAGAUGA